This is a messenger RNA of Pangasianodon hypophthalmus (striped catfish), 2718 nucleotides long. RefSeq names its product treacle ribosome biogenesis factor 1 (gene llcp). NCBI's taxonomy places the organism in Eukaryota, Metazoa, Chordata, Actinopteri, Siluriformes, Pangasiidae. Gene Ontology annotation, molecular function: protein binding. The transcript is spliced from 8 exons. The record is from RefSeq and is a predicted model, not a curated record. Bases 134 to 2338 code for a protein of 734 amino acids.
AUAUGUAAGCGUGACGUCACUAGUUCAAAGGUGAAAUCAAGCAUGGUGGUGAUAGGAGGAAGCUAACAGAAACCUACAAAUGCGAUAAAGUUAAUAAAAUUAGAUUUUUUUGUUGGAUUUUUUUUUUGGAAACAUGACUUCAAAGGACACCGGCGCUUCUGAGCAUGCGCUUAUCGAGCUGAUUUAUCAGCAUUUAAAGGAGAAUGGAUACAAGAAAGCCGCCAGCGCGCUCAAAAAACACGCUCCUCAGGUCGAAACUACGAACGUGAAAGUGUCACUCGAUGAUAUAUUCAAGAAAUGGGUGAGUGAGGAACGGGAAAAGAAGAGUGAUGAGGGAAAAGAUCCCCAGACAAGUUCAGAGUCAGCCACAAAUGCAGCACACAACACCAGCCCUGAGAAGAAGGUGAAAUCCCAGAAACCAGCUGCAGCCAGAAAUCAGAAAAGGAAAAGAACUGAAACAAAGACGCACAAAAGUUCCAGUGCAGCGGAAGGCCAAACAACAGAACAUAGCUCUACAAGCCCAACAACAAGAGAAGACUCCGACUCAGACUCCAGUCUGGAUGUUGAGAAAUGGAAGAAAUUGGCCGUACAGCUAUCAGAUGCUGACAUUGCAAAGAUGGACGCUUUCACGAACUUUAGCACAUCUACUGCCAAGUCCACGAAGAAGCGAAAGCCAGCAGAACGUAAAAAAAAACAAGCCCAAACAAUAGGAAACGGCAAACGUUCACCCAAGAAAACUAAAGAUAAAACUGCCACCAGCCCCACAAAAACUGACAAAAUUAGAACUCCUUUAAAGCCAACAGCUUUUAGCAUUUGUGAAUCGGAUAAAGAUAAAACUCCAUCUAACAAAGACGUCCUUGCAGAACCUAACGUAAAGAGUCCUGAAAGUAAAAUGGCUACCAGUCUUUCAGAUCAGGCUGUGACCCCUAAGACAGGCGUAAGUAAUGGACUUUCAGAGAGUGCCCAAAUUAAGGUUAAAAGCAAAAAAACACAUAGCCUCUCAGAACCUCAUAACAUCGAAACUCCAAGAAAAAUGGCUGAGACUGAAAAACCAGAUGAUAUCUCAGAACCUAAACCAACUGAUACUCCAUGUAAGAAAACAAAAUCAAAGAAAGAUGUUAAAGUUACAAAAUCUGGAAGUUUAGAAACUCCUUCUAGGGUCACCGAUCCUGAGGUUGCUAUUCAGAAAUCUCAGUGUGGUUUAGAUACAGCUGAACUGUCUGAAUCUAACAGUUCAAAACAAUCCGAAUGUGUUUUACAUUCUCAAACGAGUGAGACUAAAGCUAAGAAGGAUAAAUCUAAAAAAGUUAAAAUUGUGGGAUCUGUAGGUGUUGAUACCUCCAUACAAACUGACACAGAGGAUGCCACUGGCUCCCUAACAUCAGACCAGUCAAAAAUCAAUCAGGUUUCAGAUUUGAACCCAGCUGAGACUCCCUCUAAGAAAGCUAAAUCUAAGAAAUCUAAGAAGUCUAAAGAACCUCAAGAACCUGGAGAUGUGGCCGUGCCUUCUGGAGAAUGGGAGAUCGAGGUUCACAGUAGCCAAUCCAAACCGCAUCAGACUGAGACUCUGUCAACAUCAGUCAAAGAUGUUAAAAGUGUUGGAGGGGAUGAACCGGUUGAGAAACAGUCUAAGAAAGCUAAGAAAAGCUUAUUGGAGUCAAAUGGGACUGAAAAGAACAUAGAAACCCAAGCCGAUACCAGCAUCUUAGAACCUCUCAGUUCAGAGACACCAUCUAAAAAGUCUAAAACUAAGAAAGCUUCAGAAGCCGAUCAUGUUGAUUCUCCAUCUAAAAAAGCUGUUGUGGAUGGUGGGGAAGGUGAGGCCAUGAAAAGCAGUUCUUCAAAAUCAGAUCAUAAUGACAACCUUUUAAAAAAGAGUAAAAGAAAGAGAGCGGACAGCUCUGGAGUAAACGUGACUUCUUCAGGAACUGAACAUGUAUCUAAAUCAUCAUCUGAAUGUGACAAUUCAGGAGUGGACAAUGGUCUCAUACCUGCUGGAAACGGUUCCGAAAAUCAAGGCCAAGAAAGUGUUUCAGCAGUGGAGGAGGAAGAAACUCCAGAGCCAAAGAAGAGAAAGAAAAAUAAAAAAGAUAAAGAGAAGAAGAAAAAUGAGAGUGAUGAAAAUGUUGAAGAGGUUCCAUCAACACCACCAGCAGAGGAGUUUGUUGAUUCCCUGCCAAGCAGUCAGAAGAAAAAAAAGAAGAAAAAACAGAAACAUAGAGAUGAGGAAAUGCCGCCAGUGUCCACUCCUGCCCCUGAAGAAGACUCUCCAAAAAAGAAAAAGAAAUCUUCAAAGGAGAAGGAACAUGCUGAUGUCUCAGAACAGGGAGUGAUUUAAAAGCAAGAACUGAUCCAGCCUGGAAAUAAGAUGGACUUAAAAAUAAUGUUAACAAGACAUAUUGUAAAUCCCAGCCUACAGUUGUUUAUGGUGUCUGUCUGUGACAGUGUUGUUGAUUUCUGGAGAGGACAAGCUUGUGGAGAUUCUUACAGUUUCAUGUAUGUCAACUUUUAUGUUUUAUUUUAAAUAGCGUUUUUAUAUAUAUAUAUAUGACUUUUUAAUAUGAGAUGAAAGUUUUGCCAUGCAUCAACGCUGUUUGUUUAUAGAAGAUCAAGGAAACAUUCAAACAAUUCUUUAAUGAUAAAGAACUAGAUUCUAUUAUAUACAAAUUACCUGUAAUUCUUCUACAUUUUUAUAAAUAUAAGUUCAUACUUGUAAAC